Molecule: messenger RNA, 2721 nt
Organism: Chrysemys picta bellii (western painted turtle)
Lineage: Eukaryota; Metazoa; Chordata; Testudines; Emydidae
Gene: MAPK8
Product: mitogen-activated protein kinase 8
Biological process (GO): protein phosphorylation; positive regulation of apoptotic process; response to mechanical stimulus
Cellular component (GO): nucleus; cytoplasm
Molecular function (GO): ATP binding; JUN kinase activity
Source: RefSeq, a predicted model, not a curated record
CUCCCUCCUCCCCCGCGGGCCGGCGGCGCAGGGGGCGGGGCGCUGCGUCUCUGCGCGCGGCCAGGCCCUGGCUCGUUACUCAGCGGCCGCGGCUGAAGCAGGAGGUGGCGGCGGUGGCGGUUGAGAGUGAAUUUUGGAUGAAGCUAUCUAACUAAAUUGUCAUCAUGAGCAGAAGCAAGCGUGACAGCAAUUUCUACAGUGUAGAGAUUGGAGAUUCUACUUUCACUGUACUGAAACGAUAUCAGAAUUUAAAACCUAUAGGAUCAGGGGCACAAGGAAUAGUAUGUGCAGCCUAUGAUGCCAUCCUGGAACGAAAUGUUGCGAUCAAGAAGCUAAGCCGGCCAUUUCAGAAUCAAACCCAUGCUAAACGAGCCUACAGAGAGCUUGUUCUCAUGAAGUGUGUAAAUCACAAAAAUAUAAUUGGCCUACUGAUUGUGUUCACACCACAGAAAUCUCUGGAAGAAUUUCAAGAUGUUUACAUAGUGAUGGAGCUCAUGGAUGCAAAUCUCUGCCAAGUGAUUCAGAUGGAGCUAGACCAUGAACGAAUGUCGUACCUUCUUUAUCAGAUGCUGUGUGGUAUCAAGCAUCUUCACUCUGCUGGAAUUAUACAUAGGGAUUUAAAGCCCAGUAAUAUAGUAGUAAAAUCAGACUGCACUUUGAAGAUUCUUGACUUUGGACUGGCCAGAACUGCAGGAACUAGUUUUAUGAUGACGCCUUAUGUAGUGACUCGUUACUACAGAGCACCAGAGGUCAUCCUAGGGAUGGGAUACAAAGAAAACGUGGAUUUAUGGUCUGUGGGGUGCAUUAUGGGCGAAAUGGUUUGCCACAAAAUCCUCUUUCCAGGAAGGGACUAUAUUGAUCAGUGGAAUAAAGUUAUUGAGCAGCUAGGAACACCAUGCCCUGAAUUCAUGAAGAAAUUGCAGCCAACAGUGCGGACUUACGUGGAGAACAGACCUAAAUAUGCUGGAUAUAGUUUUGAGAAACUCUUCCCAGAUGUACUUUUCCCAGCUGAUUCUGAGCACAACAAACUUAAAGCCAGUCAAGCAAGGGACUUGUUAUCAAAAAUGCUGGUUAUAGAUGCUUCUAAAAGAAUCUCUGUGGAUGAGGCUCUGCAGCACCCAUACAUCAAUGUCUGGUAUGAUCCAUCUGAAGCAGAAGCACCUCCACCAAAGAUACCAGACAAGCAGUUAGAUGAAAGAGAGCACACAAUAGAAGAAUGGAAAGAGUUGAUAUACAAGGAGGUCAUGGACCUGGAGGAAAGGACCAAGAACGGGGUUAUACGUGGACAACCAGCCCCUUUAGGUGCAGCAAUGAUCAAUGGUUCUCAACAUCCGUCUUCAUCAUCAUCUGUCAAUGAUGUGUCUUCAAUGUCAACAGAUCCAACAUUGGCCUCCGAUACUGACAGCAGUCUGGAAACAUCCGCUGGACCUCUGGGCUGCUGUAGAUGACUACUUGGUCUUUUAGGGGGGAGGGAAGGGGAGUCCUUUAGUCAUUGAUAGGGCACCUUUAAGAAAAUCAGUGGUAUUAUUUUUGAGUGUUUUUUCAAAAAUAAUUGUAGGAUUCAUUUUAAAGUGCUGUAAUUUUAAACUGUAAGUUGUGUUAAAAGCAGCCACAAAAAUGUAUUUUUUUUGCUGUAAUUAACUCUGUAAAAUAUUAAACCUGAUAAUUUUAUCAUGGUUUUUAAAAAAUCUGCAUAUUUGCUUUACUAUUAUGCUGCUGAUCUUUUUUUUACUGAAUUUGUAAGAUUUGUUUGAUCAAAGCACAUAUUAAUGUUCUCUACCGUAUCAUGUAUUAUUUAAGAUUUUAUAGGUUUUUCAAUUUUUUUAUUAGAAUUUUUUCCAAAUGUUUUGUUCAUGAUUAUCCUUCAAAGUUAUAUGCUUGGUCACUUACCCAUGUGCAAGAGAAAAUAAUACAUUGUAACCUGUUAGAGCUUUGGGUGUAGCUACUCUAGUGGUAGCAGUGAACACAGAAUCCUUUAAUUCUGUCUUCUUGCCUAUAACAAUUGAAUAAAAGCAGCAGUUAGUGAAUUUCAUUAGGGAAACCGUUUAUGACCCUUGGCAAAGUCACCUCAUCUGAGAGGCAAUAUAAACAUAAAGCAAAGCAUAUCUUUAUAGCUGCAGAAGUAUCCAGCCUGCCAAAAGGAGAUGGUGGCAGAACUGUGGCAUGCUGAAGCUUAUGAUCUCAAGGAGGAUACUUCGUGAAUAAUACAUUGCAAUGCAAAUAAACUGUUUACUUCUACUAGCUAUUAGCCUGUUUUUGUACACACAGAACAAGGUAUACCCAGGAUAUCUAGAUUGCCUACAGAUUUCCCUGUUGCUGUAGUUCUACAUACACAUAGCAUGUGGUUCUUUGGCAUUUAAUUUCCUUCUUAUUUUCUGUGUUAGGAUAGAGCAGUUCUAUGUUGGGUGUAUGUAUGGAAAACCGCCAGCUUUUUGAUCACUCUUUCUUCACCCAAAGUAACUUAUUCCUGUAAACCAAUCACUGGUGGGAGAACCUCAGGUUGUAAGAUUUCUGUAGCUAAUGCAUUGAGAGCAAUAUAUGCCAUGGUAAUGGGGGGGAAAUAGCAGUGCUGGAUAAAUAGUUUUUCUCUUUCACUUAACUAUCAGACCAUCAUAGCAGAAAUCUUAAAAAUGGUUCUUUUAAAGCCAUGAAUAUUCAGUAUCUUUCAGCAUUGAAGCCCCAGCUGUCAGUGCUUUUAAAAAAAAAAAACGUAGAUCAGUU